UUGCACCCUGCAGCACGAUACAAGUACACAAAUGAAGAGUGUGGAUUUCCACUGGUUGCUGGCUGCCAUUGUAGCAGUUUUUCCUGCCCUGCCAUGUGAUGCGCAGUACGCGUACGCCACCGUGGAGCAGGGCGACCUGCGAGGCAGCGUGGAACAGACGGUGCUGGGGACGACCUACCGGCGAUUCCUCGCCAUCCCGUUCGCCGAGCCGCCGCUAGGGGAGCUGCGGUUCGUGAAAUCCCGGCCACCUGUCGCCUGGGAGGGCGUACGGGACGCCCUGGAGGAGGCGCCGCUGUGCCUGCAGCCGGACAAGGGCUCCGAGGACUGCCUCUACCUCAACGUCUUCGUGCCGGAGGAGGCGGCGGCGGCGGCCAACGCCUCCGGGGAGCUGCUGCCCGUGCUCGCCUGGAUACCAGGCGGCGGCUACCAACAUGGAGGGGCUUCGCUUGCUGGUUUCGGCCCAGACUUCUUCCUCGACCGCGGCAUCGUCGUCGUUACCAUGAACUACCGACUGUCCGCUCUGGUACCAGACCCGCAUGGGUGUUGCGGUCGUACAACCACGGCCAACGAGUCCCACCUUCGACAGCUGCUUUCCACACCAUAUCCUGUCCGCAACUCGCUGACGGGACGCUGCCGAUCUGAUGUCUUCCGGGUGUCGGUGAGAUCACCCGCGCUCCAACACCAACUGAGGCUGCGUGUCCGUUCCCCUGGCGGAAAAUCUACUGCCUCCGCUACUAAGGCGGACUCCUGGUGCCGCCCAGACGACUCAGUACUGCUCCAUCCUGUCGACCGCACGCUGCUCUUUAGUUCCUCACAGCCACAGUGCUCGCUGAAUACGGGCAGCGAUUCCUGA
This is a messenger RNA of Schistocerca americana (American grasshopper), 853 nucleotides long. Its product is annotated as juvenile hormone esterase-like. Lineage: Eukaryota; Metazoa; Arthropoda; Insecta; Orthoptera; Acrididae. The record is from RefSeq and is a predicted model, not a curated record. The coding region runs from base 32 to 853 and encodes 273 amino acids. The transcript is spliced from 4 exons.